Molecule: messenger RNA, 823 nt
Organism: Motacilla alba alba
Lineage: Eukaryota; Metazoa; Chordata; Aves; Passeriformes; Motacillidae
Product: heat shock protein 30C-like
Exons: 1
Coding region: 74-682 (202 amino acids)
Biological process (GO): protein refolding; response to heat
Molecular function (GO): protein folding chaperone
Source: RefSeq, a predicted model, not a curated record
CUGCCCCAGCCCAGCACGGCUCCAGCCACUGCACCGAGCAGCAGCACAGCCGGGAGCGCUCCUCGGAGCAGAGAUGCUUUGCCGCCUGCACUUUAUGCCGCCCAUGUCCAGCUCGCUGUUCCCGUGGCUGGGACCCGUCCGCACCCUCUGGCCGCACCCAGGCACCCUGUUCGCCGAGCUGGAGCGGGAGAUGCGGCUGGAGAUGGAGCGGGCUCGGGAGUUCAUGAGCAGCGUGGAGCAGUACCUGAGCAGCGGGAGCAGCCCCGGGCGGCUCGGCAUCGCCUCCGAGCGCGCCUCCAGCACCAGCGCAGCCCUGCCCCAGAGCUCCGGGGACGGCUUCUCUGUCUGCCAGGACGUGAAGGACUUUACGCCCGAGCAGCUGUCGGUGAAGGUGGUGGGCAGGAAGGUGGUGCUGGUGGGGCAGAAGGAGACGCAGAGCACAGACGACAAGGGCUCCUUCUCCUACAAGUACGAGGUGCUGAAGCGGGAGUGGGACGUGCCCGAGGAGGUGGACGCCGAGGCGCUGACCUGCUCCCUGUCCAAGGACGGGCAGCUCCGCAUCGAGGCGCCCAAGCUGGCGCUGCCCGCCGCUCCCGAGAGGAACGUGCCCAUCCAGAUGGGGCCGGCGGUGGCACAGCAAGCUGGCAGCAGUGAGGAGGGAGCCGAGCGGGCCAAGGCGUGAAGAGGAGCAACGGGGACCAGGCUGAGCCUGGCGACGGGGGCAGCUGCUGGCCGCAGAGCGGGACCGCGCGGUGGCCCGGGGCGUGGUGUCUGCCCGAAACAUGCGGCUUUUUUGAUAUGUAAUAAAUAUUCCUAACUUUUA